Molecule: messenger RNA, 1797 nt
Organism: Pisolithus orientalis
Lineage: Eukaryota; Fungi; Basidiomycota; Agaricomycetes; Boletales; Pisolithaceae
Product: translation elongation factor EF-1 alpha
Exons: 8
Coding region: 262-1641 (459 amino acids)
Biological process (GO): translational elongation; translation
Molecular function (GO): translation elongation factor activity; GTPase activity; GTP binding
Source: RefSeq, a predicted model, not a curated record
AAAAUUUUUCGAUGCGGAAAGGGUAUAAUUAUCAGCAAACGCCCUCUUGAUCUCUCUUUCUUUCAUACCACCACAUCCUCUCCCUUCUUCACUUUUUCUUUCUUUCUGUACUGUUAAGUGAGUAUCGUCGUCGUUGUCGUCUUCUUUUCUACAUCAAUCUGCAUAUUCUGUUUCUUGUACCUCUCCAUCGUUAUCCAAAUCAUCAUCCGCCGCCCUGUCGUCGUAUACUGACACACCAUUUCUUCAUAGAAAUACAUCAAAAUGGGAAAGGAAAAGACCCACGUUAACGUCGUCGUCAUCGGCCACGUCGAUUCCGGAAAAUCAACCACUACUGGCCACUUGAUCUACAAGUGCGGUGGUAUCGAUAAGCGCACCAUCGAGAAAUUCGAGAAGGAAGCCGCUGAACUCGGCAAAGGCUCCUUCAAAUAUGCAUGGGUGCUUGAUAAGCUCAAGGCUGAGCGUGAGCGUGGUAUCACGAUCGAUAUCGCCCUCUGGAAGUUCGAGACACCAAAAUACAUGGUUACUGUCAUUGAUGCCCCUGGACACCGUGACUUCAUCAAAAACAUGAUCACCGGUACCUCCCAGGCUGACUGUGCCAUUCUUAUCAUUGCUGCUGGUACUGGUGAGUUCGAGGCGGGUAUCUCCAAGGAUGGUCAGACCCGUGAGCACGCCCUUUUGGCGUUCACGCUCGGUGUCCGCCAGCUCAUUGUUGCCGUCAACAAGAUGGAUACUACCAAGUGGAGCGAGGACCGUUUCAAUGAAAUCGUCAAGGAAACUUCGACUUUCAUAAAGAAAGUUGGCUACAAUCCCAAAGCCGUUGCAUUCGUCCCUAUUUCGGGCUGGCACGGUGACAACAUGUUGGAAGACUCCACCAACAUGCCAUGGUACAAAGGUUGGACCAAGGAAACCAAAGGUGGUGUCGUCAAGGGCAAGACCCUUCUUGAUGCCAUCGACGCCAUCGAGCCCCCCGUUCGUCCUUCUGACAAGCCUCUCCGGCUUCCUCUCCAGGAUGUCUACAAGAUUGGUGGUAUCGGCACAGUACCAGUAGGCCGUGUCGAGACUGGUGUCAUCAAGGCUGGCAUGGUCGUCACGUUUGCACCUUCGAACGUUACCACUGAAGUCAAGUCCGUCGAAAUGCACCACGAGCAGCUUGUUGAGGGUGUUCCUGGUGAUAACGUCGGUUUCAACGUCAAGAACGUCUCUGUCAAGGAUAUUCGUCGUGGUAACGUCGCCUCCGACUCCAAGAACGACCCCGCCAAGGAGGCUUCAUCUUUCACUGCUCAGGUCAUUGUCCUCAACCACCCUGGCCAGAUCGGUGCUGGCUACGCUCCUGUGCUUGAUUGCCACACCGCCCACAUCGCCUGCAAGUUUGCCGAGCUCAUCGAGAAGAUUGACCGUCGGAGUGGCAAGUCGCUCGAGCAGGCUCCUAAAUUUGUCAAGUCCGGUGAUGCUUGCAUCGUGAAACUUGUUCCAUCCAAACCCAUGUGUGUGGAGUCCUACAACGAGUACCCACCUCUCGGUCGUUUCGCCGUCCGUGACAUGAGACAGACUGUCGCUGUCGGCGUCAUCAAAUCCGUCGAGAAGACUGACAAGACUGGAAAGAUGACCAAGUCUGCGGAGAAGGCCACCAAGAAGAAGUAAACGAUUGUAGAAGUAGUGUAUCGAUCUUCUUUGUUUUUCUCUGUUUCCUUAGUUUUACUUCUCGGUAUACAUACCUGCAUAUCUGUAAGCACAUCAAUGAAGACAGCGGGAUGCAGUAUUCCCCGCCCACGAAAGCGCUCGAAUCAAAACAAUCAC